Messenger RNA from Plasmodium fragile, 1560 nucleotides. RefSeq lists its product as uncharacterized. NCBI's taxonomy places the organism in Eukaryota, Apicomplexa, Aconoidasida, Haemosporida, Plasmodiidae. The record is from RefSeq and is a predicted model, not a curated record. Gene Ontology annotation, molecular function: protein-folding chaperone binding; ATPase activator activity. The coding region runs from base 1 to 1560 and encodes 519 amino acids. The transcript has a single exon.
AUGAGCGACAAAACCAAGGAGGGGAAGAAAUCCCCCUCGGAAGAUGAGAAGGAUAAGGAAUUUGAAGAGAAAAUAAAAAAUAUGACCGUAGAUGAACGAGUGAAGAACGCCCUAAACCUUAAGCUAGAGGGCAACAAUGAAUUUAAAAAUAAAAAAUAUGAAGAAGCCAUCAGCAAAUACAAUGAAGGAUUGAAGUACAUAAAAAAAUUAGAAAAUAAAAAUGAAAAAAUGAUUGAACUGGAAAUCGCCUUUUACCAAAACAUGAGCAUAUGCUAUUCGAAUGUAGAGAAUUAUAAUGAGGCAUAUGAGUAUGUGAAAAAAGUACUACAACUGGAUAAGGACAAUGCAAAAGGGUUGUUCCGAUUAGGACAAAUUGAAUUCAACCGAUGUAACUUUGACGUUGCCAAGGAGAAGGUACAAGAUUUUAUUAAAGCACACCCAGACAAUAUAGAAGCGAAAAAGCUGCUUAAAAAUAUCCUCAUAAAACAAAACGAACACAACAAAAAACAAAAGGAGGCCUACUCCAAAAUUUUCGAAAAGGCUUCUGGGCUGUACGAUGAUAGAGAGAAGGAAAUACAAAGAAAGAAAAAGGAAAAAUAUGAAAAUUAUUUGAAAUCUUGUGCAGAGAAGAAUGAAAAGAUUCUCGACUUUGACGAGUGGGAAGCUAUGGAGAGGGAGAAGCAAAAUGAGGAACAGACGGAGAAGCAGAAGCAGGAAGAGGAGAAGAAGCAAAAGCAGAAGGAACAGCAGAAACAAAAUAAGGCGGAAAAGAAAAAGUCAAAGUAUAAUGAUAAUAUGAAGAAAAAAAGUGACUCACUUACAUCCAACACAACGAAUAACUCGUCCUGCCUAGACAUAGACGAGGAAGACCAAAAAAUAAUCGACGAGACAAAAAAAAUGGGCUACUGUUAUUUUAAAAAAGAUAUAAAAGAAGAUGAUAAAAAAUUUUUUGAAAAAAAUAUGCCUCAAAAAAUAGAAAAUGGCAUUAGUGAUGAUUACAAUUUGUAUAGCUCUGAAAAUAAAGCCAUCUCGUCGUGGAACGCUGCUGGCACUACAUAUGAAGAAAAGGACAUGAGCAAGUGGGCCAAGCAAAAAUUAGAGCAGUGCCUUAAAAAUAUCCAUUUUAAAAAUACAGAAAAAUCAGACUUGCUAAAUUUAAAUAACCAAAACGAAUAUAACCUGUUGAAUGCAGAUUAUCCUGAAAUCCUACCAAUACAAUAUUUGUACAAAAUUGAACUCAAGGAGAUAAAAGAUCUCAACGUCGAUGCACAAAUCGUUGUUAUACGAGGCACAAAGAGACACAUCUUCGAGCUCUCAUGUAAUUUAUACGUAACCCUAAACAUUAAUAUCACUGAAUUUCACACACAUAAAAUUAUCGUCCAAAUAAAUGAACUCUCUAGCGAACUAGAAGCAGGAAAAACAUGGAAGGACUACAUCACUGUGAAGAAAAAUGAUAAAUUAAAAGUUCCAGAUAAAUUAUUCAACAAUAUCUACGAGCUUCUCAUCGAGAAGGUGGUCAACCAGGUCAAGUACUUCACAGAGGAGUAUAGUAAGAUGUGA